Molecule: messenger RNA, 4008 nt
Organism: Trichosurus vulpecula (common brushtail)
Lineage: Eukaryota; Metazoa; Chordata; Mammalia; Diprotodontia; Phalangeridae
Gene: SRF
Product: serum response factor
Exons: 7
Coding region: 94-1638 (514 amino acids)
Biological process (GO): positive regulation of transcription by RNA polymerase II
Molecular function (GO): protein dimerization activity; serum response element binding; DNA-binding transcription factor activity, RNA polymerase II-specific
Source: RefSeq, a predicted model, not a curated record
AGGCCGAUGGCGGCGGCGGCGGCAGCAGCAGCAGCCCCGGCCCCGCGCUGAUUGCCCGCCCGUCCGGACGCCAGCCCGCCCGUACUGAGCGCCAUGUUACCGAGCCAGGCUGGGGCCGCGGCGGCGCUGGGCCGGGGCUCGGCCCUGGGGGGCGGCCUGGUCCGGCCCCCGACGGGGCGGCCGGGCGGCGGGACUCGCGGGGCUAACGGGGGCCGCGGCCCCGGGAACGGCGCGGGGCUGGGGCCCGGCCGCCUGGAGCGGGAGGCGGCAGCGGCUGCAGCGGCGGCGGCGGCGGCGGCAGCGGCCACGGGGACCCUGUACAGCGGCAGCGAGGGCGACUCCGAGUCCGGCGACGAGGAGGAGCUGGCUGCCGAGCGGCGUGGCCUCAAGCGCGGCCUGAGCGACAUGGAACUCGGCGUGGUGGUCGGAGGGUCCGAGGCGGCGGCGGCGGCCGUAGCGGCGGCGGCGGCCGGGGGCUACGGCCCCGUUAGCGGCGCCGUGAGCGGGGCCAAGCCGGGCAAGAAGACCCGCGGCCGCGUGAAGAUCAAGAUGGAGUUCAUCGACAACAAGCUGCGGCGCUACACGACCUUCAGCAAGAGGAAGACGGGAAUCAUGAAGAAGGCCUAUGAGCUGUCUACACUGACAGGAACACAGGUAUUGCUACUUGUGGCCAGUGAAACAGGACAUGUAUACACCUUUGCCACUCGAAAACUACAGCCCAUGAUCACCAGCGAGACUGGCAAGGCACUGAUCCAGACUUGCCUCAACUCGCCAGACUCACCACCACGCUCAGACCCCACCACAGACCAGCGAAUGAGUGCCACGGGCUUUGAAGAGACAGACCUCACCUACCAGGUGUCUGAGUCUGACAGCAGUGGUGAGACCAAGGAUACGCUGAAGCCAGUGUUUACAGUCACCAAUCUGCCGGGUACAACUUCUACCAUCCAGACGGCACCCAGCACCUCUACCACGAUGCAGGUCAGCAGCGGCCCCUCCUUCCCAAUCACCAACUACCUGGCGCCUGUCUCUGCUAGCGUCAGCCCCAGUGCCGUCAGCAGUGCCAAUGGGACUGUGCUGAAGAGUACAGGCGGUGGCCCUGUCUCCUCCGGAGGCCUCAUGCAGCUGCCCACCAGCUUCACCCUCAUGCCUGGUGGGGCAGUGGCCCAGCAGGUUCCAGUCCAGGCCAUUCAAGUUCACCAGGCCCCUCAACAGACGUCUCCCUCUAGUGAUAGCAGCACAGACCUCACACAAACCUCCUCCAGUGGGACAGUGACACUGCCCGCCACCAUUAUGACUUCAUCAGUGCCCACUACAGUGGGUGGUCACAUGAUGUACCCCAGCUCCCACGCAGUGAUGUACGCCCCCACCCCAGGGCUGGCCGACGGCAGCCUCACCGUGCUCAACGCCUUCUCCCAGGCACCUUCCGCCAUGCAGGUUUCCCACGGACAGGUCCAGGAGCAAGGUGGAGUCCCCCAGGUGUUCCUGACUGCACCCUCAGGAACUGUGCAAAUCCCAGUGUCUGCCGUCCAGCUUCAUCAGAUGGCAGUGAUCGGGCAGCAGGCGGGCGGCAGCAGCAAUUUGACAGAGCUACAGGUGGUGAACCUGGAUGCAACGACGCACAGCACCAAGAGUGAAUGAGUUGCCCUGCCAACCCUGGACUGAUGGAUGGACGGCCUCACUUAUUUAUUGUUGCCUUUUCACGUUUUCUUUACACACACGUUGACAGGCCGCAGGAGGGGGGCAGGGAGGAGAGAGGGGCGACACAGGAGUUCGCCCUCUCACUCCAGCCAAAGAAAUGGACUUGCCUGCCCUCCACCCUUUUCUCCCUCUCUCCCAUCCUGGUUCCACCUCUCAUUUCUGUUUACCAUGGGGCUGCCUUGCUUCCCCCCUCCCCAGCUUGGCUCGAUGUUUGCCACGAGUAUUAGCUAUGCCCGAUGGGACCGUGCCCCCUCCUUCCCUCUGUGGGACCUGUGGUCACUAGGGUACUGCAUCCUUCUCCUAAGGAAGCAGCUUGGAGGGUCUGCCCUCAGCCUCCUUGCUGUUCAUGGGUUAGCACUGUGUCUACCAUAGGCUGGGUGAGAGACCACCUUCCCUCAGAGCCAACUGUGUUGCUGGGGAACCAUGUUCCCGCCCCCUCUAUCCCAUUAGCUCCCUAGCAGUUGGGCCUAUGCACGGGGCAAAUGUCCAUGGCCAGUGGGCACACUGCCCCCUGUCCCUUGCCACUGGUGCCACAGUGGUUCCUGGGAUGGAGGGAAUGGCCUGGAUCCCCUUUCAUCCCCACUUACCCCCCUGCUGCUUUACUUAAGGUUUAAUUUUGAACCUUUUAUUUGAGAGGAGACAAGUGAAAACAAAUCUAUAAAUAUAUAUUUUUAAAAUAUUUAACUUUUUUUUAUGGCGUUUUUCUCAUCCCACCACCACAUUUUACCCUCCUCCUCCUCCUCCUACCCUCUUCCCUGGGGAGACACUUCCCUCCCCAGUACUGGUUGGGCCAUAGGAGGUAGAGCCAUCCUGUGGGCUCUGAGAUCCCACCAUUGUGGAAGGGUAAAGGAUGUUCUGGGAUCUUAACAGAUCCUGUGUAUAAGUCAGGAAGAAGUGAGGAAAGGGCCCCACGGUCUGUGCCUCAAAAGAGUGGGGAGGGUUGCUACCAGCUCUGGGCCGAGUCUGGCCUUUAGUGUUUAGUGAGACUGUUUCUAGGGAGCAGAGAAGGAAGUCCAGCUAUAGGAUUAGGGUUUGUGGGGACCUGGUCCAACCCCACUCUGGCAGAGGCCCUGGAUUUUGUUUGUGCCAUGUGCAUGGGAGGUGCAGCCACGCAUUCCAUCAGGCCCCCAGCUGCCUGGGUCAAGUUGCAGUGAGCAGUGGUGGGGAUUGGGGAUGGGGUGGUGGGGAUUGGGACUGACUAGUAGAGUUGGGAGCAGCUCCAGAGAUCGAUGCAGUACCGGGGAGCCAGAGAAGGGCAGCUCUCCCAGGGAGUGAGCAGCUACUGUAACUUUUUAAAAUUAAGACAAAAAGCCUUGAAGAAAAUGACUUUAUUUUUCUAAGUGUAACCUCAGUAUUUAUGUAUUUCUUACAGGGGCCGUGCCCCACCCCCCCACCCUCCCCCUGUUAGGCGGAUGCGCAGGGUAGGCCAGCAUUAGCAGAGGGUUUUGCACCCAGUGAACCUGCUCUCCUCCAUUACCUGUAUUCUGAGCAUUUGAUUUUCCAGAAGAGGGGAAUUGCAGUUGGGUUGGGGGUUUUUGUUUAACCCUUUCUUGACUGCUUUUAAUUCAGUGAGAAAUAACCCUGCCUUGACAGCUUGGUGGUGGGAUGCAGAGUCUCUGCUCACAGCCCAGAUCUCAAGAGGAUUGAUUUGCCAACAAAACUAAAGAGCCCUGUAAUCUGCUUUCUCCCUGCUGUCUUUCCCGAAUCUGGGGUGCUGGAGUGGGAGCCACCAUCCUGGGAUUUCCUGCAAAACUUGGUUGGUGGGGCAGAUGGGUAACAUGGGAUGGGUUGCAAGGAUGGGUCACGGCUGGUGUCUGGGACUAGGAAUGCCUCUCAGAGUCAGGGAUUGGGGGAGUUAGGGACUCAGGUCUGUAAUGUGCCCAGCCUCUCUUCUCUGAAUUGCAGCCAUGUCCUCCUAGGACCCACCUUGCCUGUCCUUGGGAAGAGAGCUUUAUUCCCAUCAUCUCCCCAAAGAAGGCAAGAUCCAGUGAGAUCAGGUUAAGUGCUUAUAAUGUCUAUGUGAGCGCGGCCUUGUAAGAGCACGUGUGCUUCAGGGAUGAGAUGGCAUUUCUCGUGUGGUGACCCUUAGCGUUCCCCCUCCUCUGGCGGCUCUGGGUGUGUGAAUGUGUGGUUGUGUGGGUGUGUGGAUGUGUGGUGAGUGUGUGGGGCGUGUUUGAGUGUCAGUGGUUUCUACAUCCCUGGGAUGCUGACCCAGGAAUUCAUGGACAUGAUCACAGUCCUAUGUACAGAGCUUUCUUUUGUAUUAAAAAAAAAUACUCUUUCAAUAAAUGUAUCAUUUUGUGCACAGAA